AUGUCGGGAGGAUACGCUCCUUUGGCCCUCACAGAGGAGGAUGUUAUGAAGCUUUUGGCCACCCAGGCCCAUCUUGGAUCAUCCAAUGUUAACUUCCAGAUGCAGCAAUACGUCUACAAGAGACGUUAUGAUGGACCAGCCAUCAUUAAUAUCACCAAAACCUGGGAAAAGCUUCUUCUCGCUGCUCGCGCUAUCGCCGCUGUUGAGAACCCAGCUGAUGUUGUUGUUGUCUCCGCCAGACCAUACUCCCAGCGUGCUCUCCUCAAGUUCGCUGCCCACACUGGAGCGACCGCUAUCUUCGGACGUUUCUCUCCUGGUUGCUUGACCAAUCAGAUCCAAAAGACCUUCAAGGAGCCAAGACUCUUGGUCAUUUCUGACCCAAGAAUCGAUCACCAGGCUGUUACUGAGGCUUCGUACGUUGGAGUUCCGGUUAUCUCCUUCGUCAACACCGAGUCUCCACUCAAGCUUGUCGACAUCGGAAUCCCAUGCAACAACAAGGGAGAGAAGUCGAUCGGACUUAUGUGGUGGUUCCUCGCUCGUGAGAUCCUCAUCCUCCGCGGAAAGAUCUCCAGACAAACUGGAUUCGUUCUUGACGGAAAGGAAAUCAUGCCGGAUCUCUACUUCUACCGUGACCCAUCUGACACCGAGAAGGAAGAGAACGGAGCCCUCCCAGAACAAACUGAGGCUUCUGAAUUCCAACCAUCCCCAGACAUAGAUUUCACCCAAAACGUUACCAAGGUUGACGAUUGGGCGGCUGAGACUGCUACUUGGAGCGCUUCGGGAGCCAAGCCAGAGGGUGAAUGGACCACUCCAUCCGCUGAGAAAUCGUGGUAA
Messenger RNA from Caenorhabditis bovis, 834 nucleotides. NCBI's taxonomy places the organism in Eukaryota, Metazoa, Nematoda, Chromadorea, Rhabditida, Rhabditidae. The record is from the annotation of a GenBank genome assembly.